Messenger RNA from Clonostachys rhizophaga, 1977 nucleotides. The record is from the annotation of a GenBank genome assembly. Lineage: Eukaryota; Fungi; Ascomycota; Sordariomycetes; Hypocreales; Bionectriaceae.
AUGGCCGCGAACACUACAGUUUUCAUGACACCGGAAGAAUCCGGCCGUGUUCAAACAACAGUCCGGGAUGUCAUACAGAAACGGCGAGAUCAAAGAGGCCAGAGAUGGACACCUCGUGAUCCCAUAUCCUUAAUUCAGGAAGCAACAUCGGCAUCUCUUUUACAGGACCUCUCUUGUGCUGCUUUUGGAUUGGGAGCAGCACCUAAGCAGAGCCAGGACACUAUUAUAGCAUACGGCAUUGGUGUUCCCUACUUGUCAAGUACUGCCAAGCUGCAGGACCUGGUUCCCAUGAACCUGAGCGAUCUCGGCAUGGAAACACAUCACCGAGGGCGUGUGCUUUCUCUCCGUAGGGUUUCUCCUGUGGUUGAGAUGAAAAGCUCCUCCUGGGCAGCUUUUCAAGGAGAUCACCAAAACGAGGUAGAGCGCCUGGAGGUUUUCCUACACACGUCUCAAAAUGGCCAAAAUAUCUUGAAUCUAGGGUUUGAAUUCCUUGUCAAAGAGCCGUACUAUACCAUCAACAACCAUGGCCAACGCACCCUCCGUAUCGACCAUCCUUCGGACCUUGUCAUCUUAACCUACAAUGAUGGCCCCGAGUCAUGGAGGCGCAGAGACCGGAGCGAGGGACUGCAAAGGGAUCAUACUCCUAUGGAGUGCAAAGAGUUGGGGAACACAGCUCUCUACGGCAAAAAUUAUGCAAUGGCGCUUGCGCAUUACACCGAGGGCCUGCGCGUGUUGAUCAUGCAGGAUGAUGACUCGCGCUCCUUCUUGAAACACGAUCUGUAUCGUAACCGCUCACACGUCAAUCUCAUACUUGAACGUUAUGAUGCCACAAUAGCCGAUGCUUUGGAAUCACUCACUCAUAGUGAGGAUGGGUCUCAGAAGGAUCUUGACGCGAAGGCAUACUUCCGCGCCGGUACUGCUGCGUACCGUUUGGGCAAUUUCAGGGAUGCUAAAGACUACUUUAACGAACAGUUGAGGCUUCUUCCUGGUAAUCGACUAGCCAGCGCCUAUCUUGAAAGGAUUGAAGUGCGGGAGCGUGAGAUGAGUGAUGGGGCACAUGACAUGGACAAAGCCUUGCGGAGUCUCUCGAAAACCAAAGGACGGCUAGAUGCUGCUGACUUCGUUAGACGCACGAAGGUUAAAAAUAGCCCUGUGUCUAGAAGAGGCCUAUUCGCAGCAGAGGGCAUUGAACCUAAUGACAUUAUCAUGUGUGAAAAAGCAUUUUGCGUUGUCUGGGGCAAUGAGAAUGAGGCUUUCUCCGCCUUGACGUGCGACGUACGUGACGAUGCAGCUAUUCGAGUCUUCCCUGCAGGUUUGCAUCAAGCAGUGGUGCAAAAGCUCAUGAAGAAUCCAUCUCAAAUAGGGACAGUUUUAGAUCUCUUUGGCGACUACGAGGGCCUUGGCAAGAAACCCUGUGCGAGAGAUGGGGUUCCUGUGAUCGAUACCUUCCAGAUCCACGAUAUUGUCCAGCGUAACGCAUUCGGUGUCGGGCAGCAGUCGGAGGAUGAUGGCUAUCGCAAUGCCAGUACAGGGCUUUGGAUCAGGGCCUCGUAUAUAAAUCACUCGUGCAUAGGGAAUGCAAAGAAGGAGUUGGUGGGCGACUUGAUGGUUAUCCGCGCAACCCGCAGGAUCUUGGCUGGCGAGGAGAUCAUGCAUAGCUACGACACGACGAGUGAUUACGACGCGAGAAUGAGAGCGCUACAUUUGACCUGGGGUUUCCAUUGCAGCUGCAGGUUGUGUGUUGCCGAGGCCCAGGAUAGUCCGGCUGCACGCAAGAAGCGGCUCAUGCUGGAGAAAGAAGCAGAUCUUUUUAUUGAGAGGACCAAGCCAACAGGCGCGGGCAUCAUUGCUGUUAACAGAGCAAAGAGGCUACGCAGAUCUAUUGAGGAGACAUAUAACGAAAAGCAUUACAAGAACCUUCCUCGCAUAGCACUUGUUGGUAUUGAGCAAUGGCUACAAACAGCGGGUUGCAGAUAA